Molecule: messenger RNA, 912 nt
Organism: Arabidopsis thaliana (thale cress)
Lineage: Eukaryota; Viridiplantae; Streptophyta; Magnoliopsida; Brassicales; Brassicaceae
Product: AP2/B3-like transcriptional factor family protein
Exons: 3
Coding region: 122-694 (190 amino acids)
Cellular component (GO): nucleus
Molecular function (GO): DNA binding
Source: RefSeq, marked reviewed
CGACAAGAAAACUUAUCUGGCUUCUCGGUUUCUCUUUUACGCCUCUUUAACGAGUCUCCACUCAUCACUCUCUACUCUCAAUUUUCUCCUUCUCUUCUCUGUCUGAGCAAGGCAAACAAAAAUGGUUAUUACCCGAAACAUGAAGGCCAGAGCCACCUCAGUCUCUCACCGCCAAUCACAGCAAGAUCCUGAGUCGCCGGUGAAGAAGUUCUUCAAGUUGGUCUUACCUUCAACGAUGAAGGAUAAGAUGAUGAGGAUUCCGCCAAGAUUCGUAAAGCUACAAGGGUCUAAACUCUCAGAGGUUGUUACAUUAGUGACUCCUGCGGGAUAUAAGCGUUCCAUAAAGCUUAAACGGAUCGGUGAAGAGAUUUGGUUCCAUGAGGGUUGGAGUGAGUUUGCAGAGGCUCAUUCCAUCGAGGAAGGCCACUUUCUCUUGUUCGAAUACAAGAAGAAUUCGAGUUUCCGUGUAAUAAUCUUCAAUGCUUCGGCUUGCGAGACCAACUAUCCUCUGGAUGCAGUUCAUAUCAUCGACAGCGACGAUGAUGUAAUUGAAAUUACAGGCAAAGAGUUUGAUACAGAGCACAAAUCCAAGAAGAGACCAAGAGACAUCGAGUUUGACAAGAUUCUACACGAUGUUGAUGUGAUGCAAGUGCUUAAAGAAGAAGAAGAAGACAAGAGAGUCCUCAGGGGAUAACAGAGCUUUUAACAGAACCGAGACCUGCAAGUUUAUUUGUUGUGUAAUGUUAAUUAAUGACUUGAUGAAACUAAAUGAGUAGUGUUUUGAAUCCUGACCUGUAACAAGCUAUGUUAAACAAAAGAGUAACCAGCUCGUGUUUUGAUUCUUCUUUCUUUCAUCUCCUUCCUCAGCUUCUCUACCUUUUGAUAAAGCGACAUAAUCUUCGCACUCAGAAC